This is a messenger RNA of Anopheles marshallii, 264 nucleotides long. Its product is annotated as cytochrome c oxidase assembly protein COX19. Gene Ontology annotation, biological process: mitochondrial respiratory chain complex IV assembly. Lineage: Eukaryota; Metazoa; Arthropoda; Insecta; Diptera; Culicidae. The record is from RefSeq and is a predicted model, not a curated record. The coding region runs from base 1 to 264 and encodes 87 amino acids. Gene Ontology annotation, cellular component: mitochondrial intermembrane space. The transcript has a single exon.
AUGACGUCUAUGACAUUUGGACAGAAAAAGUUUAUUCCAACUGCACCGGAAAAGGGAAGUUUCCCACUGGAUCACGGCGGCCAAUGUCGUAAGCUGAUGCUGUUCUAUAUGCGCUGCUUACGAGAAAACGCCGACGAUAAUUCCGCCUGCCGAGAGCAAUCCAAAGCCUACCUUCAGUGCCGUAUGGACAACGAUCUAAUGGCAAAGGAAGAUUUUUCCAAGCUAGGCUAUAGUGAAAGUGAAAAGAAACCAGAACAAAGCUAA